This is a messenger RNA of Dufourea novaeangliae, 2862 nucleotides long. RefSeq names its product helicase POLQ-like (gene mus301). Bases 1 to 2862 code for a protein of 953 amino acids. Lineage: Eukaryota; Metazoa; Arthropoda; Insecta; Hymenoptera; Halictidae. The record is from RefSeq and is a predicted model, not a curated record. The transcript has 16 exons. Gene Ontology annotation, molecular function: ATP binding; nucleic acid binding.
AUGGAUGAUACAAUAUUAAACAUUAUUGAAAAUGACAAUGGAAGUAAUAGAAUAUCUUCUGUCAGUCCAAAUAUACAUGAAAUGACUCUGAAUGGUCUUGUACAUGAAUGGAGUGUUUGCGAUAUAUUUGAUAUAAAUGAAGAAUCUGAGAAAUCAACACCUGCUAACAAUAAUGAAGAUCCAGUAACAAGGAUUAACGAAAAAAAUGUUUCCAAUACUUUGUGCAAAUCCAGCCAAGAAAAUAAUCAGUGGCAAGAUGAAACAUUUAUGAACACGGCAUUUACACAGUUGGUUUCUUCUGAUGGAAAAAAUUAUGCCUUGGAUUAUCCUAUUCAGGGUGCUACUCUAAAGCAUAAAAAUUAUAUUGAAAAAGCAGCUGCUAGUGAAAGUAAAAGAUUGAAGAAAACAGAAGAUUGUACAUUUUAUGGUUUACCAGAUUGUGUAAAGAACCUUUUCCUGCAAAUUAGGGGUAUUGGCAAGCUUUAUAAAUGGCAGGAUGAAUGUUUAAAUUUGGAUGCAAUAAAAAGUAGAAAGAAUUUAAUUUAUGCUCUUCCAACGAGUGGUGGUAAAACAUUGGUUGCAGAGAUAUUAAUGUUGAAAGAACUCAUAUGCAAUAGAAGAAAUGCAAUAUUCAUUCUACCAUUUGUUGCUAUAGUACAAGAAAAAGUUCAAGCAUUGACACCAUUUGCAUUAGAAUUAGGUUUCUUAGUUGAGGAAUAUGCAGCAGCAAAAGGAUGUUAUCCACCGAAAAAACGUCGGAAGAAGAAUAGUAUAUACAUAUGUACCAUAGAGAAGGCAUUAGCUUUAACAUACAGCUUAAUUGAGGAGAAUCGUUUCAAUGAAAUUGGUAUUAUAGUCGUGGAUGAGUUACAUCUUCUUGGUGAAGAUGGUGGAAGGGGUGCUACAUUGGAAGUUUUGUUAACAACAGCAUUAUAUGUUAAUGAAAACGUUCAAAUUGUUGGAAUGAGUGCAACAAUUGGCAACCUGAAUGAAAUAGCAGAAUUCCUGAAUGCAGACUUAUACACUGGAAAUUUUAGGCCUGUUGAAAUUAAGGAAUAUGUCAAGUGUGAUGAUAGUAUUUGGCUGCUUGAUCUGAAAAUAGAGAAUCUUCUAACAGAUCAGAAAAAAAUUAAUUAUCGUUAUUCAAACAAUGCGGCAAUCAUAGAUCCAGAUAGAAUUGGAGGUUUAGUAAUGGAUGUAGUUCCACAGGAUUCCUGUCUCAUAUUUUGUUCUAGUCGCAAGAAUUGCGAAAAUGUCGCUAUACUCCUAACUAAAGUUUUAUUUAAAUCGCUAGUAAAACAUAAAAUUGACGAAAAAGAGAAUUUAUUGAAUGCACUUCAAACUGAGGAAGGCCUUUGUCCUAUUUUACGUCGAACUAUACAAUUUGGCGUAGCUUAUCAUCACUCUGGACUUACAGCCGAGGAAAGACGUUUAUUAGAAGAUGCUUUUAGAGCUGGAAUUCUAUGUGUUAUAUGUUGUACCUCUACACUAGCUGCUGGAGUAAAUUUACCAGCCAGAAGGGUAAUACUAAGAAGUCCGUAUGUGGGCAACCAAUUCUUGACUUUAAGUAGAUACAAACAAAUGAUUGGAAGAGCUGGUCGUGCUGGCAUGGGAAAUAUUGGAGAAAGUAUUCUUAUAUGUAAAAAUAAUGAAUUGUUAAAAGUAAAAGAACUCUUGAGGUCCAAAAUGGAUGACUCCUUAAGUACAUUACACAUAAAUAAGGAUAGAGGCAUAAAUAACUUAAUUUUAAGUGCUACAUUGUUUUCUAUAGCAAACACUAGAUUUGCAUUACAUAAAAUAGCAAGGAGAACUUUACUUAGUACUCAACAGGUACGUUUAAAUGUGAAUGUAAAAAAAAUUGCAGAUGAAGCAGUAACUGGAUUUUUAAAAAGUGGUGUAAUGAAAGUAAAAGAAAAUGGAAGGGGCCAAAAUGUGUUCAGACCAAAUGUAACUGUUGCUAUUCCAUCUCAAGAUGAAUGCUUUAUCGACAAAAUUACAGAAACAAAAGGAAAAAAAACAAUAGCACUAACCACUGAAACUGAGUUAGAACUUUGUAACCUGGGACGUGCAGCUAUGAAAGGUGGCAUGGAUAUGCUGUGUGCAUAUACAUUAUAUGAGGACUUACAAAGAGCACAAAAACAUUUAAUUCUUAUUAAUUGCUUACAUCUUUUAUAUCUUGUUACGCCAUAUGAUAUCAUAUCGCAAAUAAAACCAGUUGGAUGUGUUUAUUAUGAUGUGAUUACGAGUUUGUCCGAGAAUCAAAUGAAAACAGCAAGACUACUUGGAAUUAAUGAAUUAACCGUGGUCAAAAUACGCGAUGGUAUAACACCUAAGAAUGUGGAACCAAGAGUGGUUCAAAGAUUUUAUGCAACAUUAAUAUUGUAUGAUUUGUGGACACAUCAUGCAGUUUACACAAUAGCAGAAAAGUAUCAAGUAAAUAGAGGUAUUAUACAAAAUCUUUUGACCUCAGUCUCGUCAUUUGCAUCUUCUAUAGUUCGAUUUUGCCAGGAACUAGAUGAAUUUUGGGCAUUUCAAAAUUUAAUAAGUAUGUUUACUAAACGGUUAUCUUAUUGUUGUCCUUCGGAACUAGAGGCAUUAAUGGAAUUACCAUUAGUAAAAAUUGGAAGAGCGCGUCAAUUGUACAAUGCAGGCUACAAAACGUUACAAUGUAUAGCCAAAGAGAAGCCUAUGGAUUUGCAAGAAAAAAUUCCAUACUUAAGUAAAAAGGUGGCAACACAAAUCGUUGAAGCUGCUAAACUAUUAAUAUUGGAAAAAGUAGAAGACUUACAAGAUGAAGCAGAAGAUUUUCUAGACGGUAUAGAUAUAAAUACUUUAAAAGGAUUAUCAGUUUUAAAUUUUUAA